Messenger RNA from Pollicipes pollicipes, 274 nucleotides. RefSeq names its product latrophilin Cirl-like. Bases 8 to 274 code for a protein of 88 amino acids. Lineage: Eukaryota; Metazoa; Arthropoda; Thecostraca; Pollicipedomorpha; Pollicipedidae. The transcript has 3 exons. The record is from RefSeq and is a predicted model, not a curated record.
GCGCAAGAUGUGUGUGGCGCGGCGCCGUGCUGCCCUGGCGACGCUGCUCCUGGCCGUGCUGGCGUCUACCUGCUCCGCCGAAGCCGGCUACAGCACGGUGUACGCCUGCGAGGGCUCGACGCUGAAGCUGGAGUGUGGCGACGACGAGCUCAUCAACCUGAUCCGAGCCAACUUCGGCCGCUUCUCCAUCACCAUCUGCAACGAGAAGGGCAACACCGACUGGAGCGUCAACUGCAUGUCGCCGCGCUCCCUGCGCGUGCUGGAGCAGAGAUGA